UAUGUUAAAACAAAUUGCUUUAAAAUAUAACGCAGUUUGUAAUAAAAACUUAAAUAAUUGUAAAUAAUAAUAACUUUUAUUUUGUGAACUAAUGUCUGGUUUAGACAAGAAUCGAGUAAUCGGUGUAACCGAUGAGGAAUUGGAUGAAUACACGUGUGGUAUAUGUCUGGAGGUUUUUGUCGAUCCUGUGGUCACCCAAUGCUGUCAACAAACUUAUUGUAGUGAAUGUAUGUACGGUUGGCUCUCAGACCACAAUACCUGUCCCAAUGAUCGUAAGGAGUUGAGUCGUGAAGGGUUGGGUCGGGCGCCAAGAUUUGUCGUUAAUUUACUGAAUAAUAUGAAAGUAAAAUGCGAUUUCUAUGCCAAUGGCUGUAAAUCAGUGGUGAAAAUGAGUGAAUUGUCACAACAUAUAGAUUAUUGCGAUUAUAAUGAAAGCCGAAAGUGUGCGACCUGUCACCUGCCUAUUGAUGGCAAUACUCAACACAACUGUAUUGAGAAUCUAUUGAUUCAUAAUAAAAGUCUUUGCGAUGAAAUCAAGAGAAUCCAAUCGGAUAAUCAUAAAUUGAGUAUGUGUGGUGUGAUUGAGUUGGCUCGUAAAGACCUGGAUAAUUGCAGUGUGAAAUCACGAAAGAAUAUAUCGUCGAUUGAAAUGGAGUUAUGCAUCAAAAGCACCAAAGAGGUCAUCAGUAGGUGCAACAGCUUUAUGGAUAUAUCGACGCACAUACACAAUGUAUUGAAUGAUAAUACGGAUGACACGGCUAACAGAUUAUGGCAUUGCAUUGCAUUCUCCAAACACGGCGGAGAGUCUCUCGUAACGUCCAAACAAUACUGUCAUCUGGUGUGUGGUUUGCUUCACAUCGAAGCUUACUAUGCACUGCACAAUGCUAUAUCAACGGAUGUUUAG
Molecule: messenger RNA, 904 nt
Organism: Oppiella nova
Lineage: Eukaryota; Metazoa; Arthropoda; Arachnida; Sarcoptiformes; Oppiidae
Source: the annotation of a GenBank genome assembly